AGGACACCAACGAGGUGGUGGCGAUUAAGAAGUUCAAAGAGUCUGAGGAGGACGAGGCCGUCCGGAAGACCACUUUGCGGGAGGUUAAGAUACUGCGCAUCAUGAAGCACGAGAACAUAGUUCAGCUGAAGGAGGCUUUCCGGAGGAAGGGCAAGCUCUAUCUGGUCUUCGAGUUUGUCGAGAAAAGCAUGCUCGACAUCUUGGAGGAGAAGUCCUCCGGGGUGGAGGUUGAGACCGUCAGGCUGCUCACCUUCCAGCUCCUCCGCGCCAUAGAGUACUGCCACCGGCACGACGUGAUACAUCGGGACAUCAAGCCCGAGAACCUCCUGA
Prorocentrum cordatum is the source of this 330-nucleotide messenger RNA. The record is from the annotation of a GenBank genome assembly. NCBI's taxonomy places the organism in Eukaryota, Dinophyceae, Prorocentrales, Prorocentraceae.